AUGCGCUUCCAGAUUCAUCAGAAUUAUUCCACUGAGGUGGAGGCAGCCGUCAGCCGCCUAGUCAAUGUGUACCUGCAGGCCUCCUACACCUACCUCUCUCUGGGCUAUUUCGACCACGAUGAUGUGGCUCUGGAAGGGGUGGGCCGCUUCUUCCGCGAAUUGGCCAAGGAGAAGCGCAAGGGCUACGAGCGUCUCCUGAAGAUGCAAAACCAGCGUGGUGGCCGCACUCUCCUCCAGGACAUCAAGAAGCCAGCUCAAGAUGAGUGGGGUAAAAUCCUGGACGCUAUGGAAGCCGCCAUGGCCCUGGAGAAAAAUCUGAACCAGGCCCUUUUGGAUCUUCAUGUCCUGGGUUCUACCCCCAUGGACUCCCAUCUGUGUGACUUCCUGGAGAGUCACUUCCUAGAUGAAGAAGUGAAAAUCAUCAAGAAGAUGAAUGACCACCUGAUCAACCUCUGCAGGCUGGCCGGCCCACAGGCUGGGCUGGGCGAGUAUCUCUUCCAAAGGCUCACUCUCAAGCACGGCUAAGAGCCUACUGAGCCCAGUGACUUCUAAAGGGCCCUUGCAAAAUAACAGGGCUUCUGCCUAAGCCUCUCCCUCCAGCCACUAGGCAGCUUUCUAACUACCCUAACAAGCCUUGGACCAAAUGGAAAUAAAGCUAUUUGAAGCAAAAAAAAAAAA
Cebus imitator (Panamanian white-faced capuchin) is the source of this 678-nucleotide messenger RNA. Its product is annotated as ferritin light chain-like. NCBI's taxonomy places the organism in Eukaryota, Metazoa, Chordata, Mammalia, Primates, Cebidae. Gene Ontology annotation, biological process: intracellular iron ion homeostasis; iron ion transport. The transcript has a single exon. Gene Ontology annotation, cellular component: cytoplasm. Gene Ontology annotation, molecular function: ferric iron binding; ferrous iron binding. The coding region runs from base 1 to 525 and encodes 174 amino acids. The record is from RefSeq and is a predicted model, not a curated record.